CAGCCAGCCGGGCCCCGCGCCGGGCGCUCCCCCGGCCCUGCGCCCGCCCGCGCGCUCCCGCAUGGGCGUCUGCUCGCCCUGCACGCGGCCGCGGCGCCACCCCGAACUCAGACCGGGGCCUGGACUAUCGGGCUGGGAGCAGAGCGAGGUCUAGGAAGCGACCAGCGACCCGCGGAGGAGGAGGAGGAGGAGGCUUCCAUCACGUCAUUGCAGGAUGUUCCGGAGGCUUUCCCUGUCCUUGUUCCUGGUGGCCGUGCUGGUGAGGGUGGCGGAGGCCCGGAAGAACCGGCCGGCGGGCGCCAUCCCCUCGCCCUACAAGGACGGCAGCAGCAACAACUCGGAGAGAUGGCAGCACCAGAUCAAGGAGGUGCUGGCCUCCAGCCAGGAGGCGCUGGUGGUCACCGAGCGCAAGUACCUCAAGAGUGACUGGUGCAAGACGCAGCCGCUGCGGCAGACGGUGAGCGAGGAGGGCUGCCGCAGCCGCACCAUCCUCAACCGCUUCUGCUACGGCCAGUGCAACUCCUUCUACAUCCCGCGGCACGUGAAGAAGGAGGAGGAGUCCUUCCAGUCCUGCGCCUUCUGCAAGCCCCAGCGCGUCACCUCCGUCCUCGUGGAGCUCGAGUGCCCCGGCCUGGACCCGCCCUUCCGACUCAAAAAAAUCCAGAAGGUGAAGCAGUGCCGGUGCAUGUCCGUGAACCUGAGCGACUCGGACAAGCAGUGAGCGCGGGGCGCAGCUCCGCACCGCACGCGCCCGGCCGCUGGGUCGCGCCACCGCCGCCGCCGCCCGUCCCCGAGCCCGCACGCGCGCUGCCUGGCGCCCCACCCCCGGCGGCAAGCACGUCUCCUGGGGCUGACGGUGUCCUUGUCCGGAGCGGGGGCCCACCGCCAGUGGAGCUUUGCUGGUGCGUCCCCGACCGCCCCCGGGCCCCGCCAGUGACUCCGGCCCGCAAGAAAAGGCUGGAAAGCCGCCACCGCCCGCCACCCGGCCGUCGGAGGGGGCCUUUCAGGUCGUGCACUGUCGUCGAUCUGGCAGUGAUGUUUCCACCGUGUGGAAAAGCGAGGAUUUCCCCGGCCUGCCCCUACACUGCGGCUCGCCCCGCUCCAGGUGAGGCGGAGGGCGAAGGAGGCGUCGCUCUGCGGGGCUGUCCCCAAACCUCUCCCGCGGGUCCCCGGACCUGGGCUCGGCGCGCUCCCGCCCCCUCCGUGAUCCGCGGGCCGCCCUGGGCCGCUGCUGUCACGCGGCUGUGGACAAGUCGCACGAAGAUGUCCAUGGACAGGGGGUCUCUUCGCAAACCCCAUGCCAAGAAGACAACUUGAGCCACUUGGAUCCCGAAGUGGGCUUCCCUGGGGACCUUGCUCACAGCAGGCCACACCCUCCCCCACCCUGAGCCACCAUCACCCCUUCUGCCUCACUUCCCUCCCCCCCUGGACUGAAGAUGAACUCCGGUGUGCAUGCUAUUACCGCUGCAGUUAGAAUAUUAUCACACACGAAAAGGUCUCUGUAUUAACGCUGGUUUUAUAAUUGACCUAUAUUGUAAAGAGCUGUUUUUUUUUUUUUUUAAAGUAUUAUAGACCUAUCCAUAUAUUGUUCCACAUGUUUUGACUCUGGCUUUGCAGCACAGUUCUGAGUAAGGAGGACAGCAGGUGCUGGUCUGCCCAGACGGUGUUUUUACUCAGAAAUAAUGCCUGGUCAGCAGUUCACUGGCAUGCACCUAUUUUAGAUUGGGCAGGGAGAUGGGAGGAUUCGGAUUUGACUGACUAUUAUGUCGCAGAAGGUACUGAAGCGUUGCAGCACAAUGCAGAAAUCAGGUUGGGAGGGAGGGGAAUUGUUUGGGAAGUUGCUAACCCAAAACUCAAAAGCUUGCAUAUUGGGGAUGAGAAGGUACACUAUUUUCACUGCCAUCACACUCAGCAAAACAAUAGUUCCUGUUAAAAGAAAGAGGUAUUUAAUAUAAGGAGUCAGGUCACUCUGUGGUAUAUAGGAAGAAGAACGGGCUAAAGAAUAUGGAAUAGUAAUCUAGUUGAUCUGCCCUGCAGAAAACAACUCGCUUCCUUUUGCAAGUAUAGACUUUACCAAGGUCACCUUCCACUUUUAUAAGGGAUUGUUGGAGUUUCCAUGUUGUGGACUCCUGAUAUAAAGUAGAGAUAGUUUAAAAUUUUCCAGCAAAAUGAUGUUUUCUUUGGGUCCCUUUGCUAAAAUGUCCUAGGAAGGCUUCCCUGUGAGUAAUGGGUAUGGAAUCUGACUAAUGUGAAUGUGCUGCCCCUGGUGGGAGUGAGCAUGCUUUGCAAACUUGCAAACUUUUCACUGGUGACUCCCUAGCAAGUGCUCCUGCCAAGGGGCCGGUUCCCUAGUGUGUGAGAGAGACCCUCUCCAGGUGUCUCUGGGGACUGAAGCUUCCUGACACUAGGCAGUGGCAGUAGACGUAGAGACAUUCGCCUAGAGAGCACGCCUGGGCUUGGGUGUGUUGGUGAAUGUGUUUCAGGCCACUGCGCUGCAAGGCUCUUGCCUGUCACUUCUGUGACACCAGCCUGUGCCGUUGGAAAGCACUUGGCUUCAUAAA
Molecule: messenger RNA, 2561 nt
Organism: Microcebus murinus (gray mouse lemur)
Lineage: Eukaryota; Metazoa; Chordata; Mammalia; Primates; Cheirogaleidae
Gene: GREM2
Product: gremlin 2, DAN family BMP antagonist
Biological process (GO): animal organ morphogenesis
Molecular function (GO): BMP binding; receptor ligand activity
Source: RefSeq, a predicted model, not a curated record